Molecule: messenger RNA, 1441 nt
Organism: Durio zibethinus
Lineage: Eukaryota; Viridiplantae; Streptophyta; Magnoliopsida; Malvales; Malvaceae
Product: bifunctional nuclease 1-like
Biological process (GO): protein ubiquitination
Cellular component (GO): nucleus; VCB complex
Molecular function (GO): nuclease activity
Source: RefSeq, a predicted model, not a curated record
AAAAAGAAUCUCUUAUCCGCUGCCCAUCUGUCGUUCCUUUAUCCGAUCCUCCACUUCAUCGGUUAUUUGCUGGCUCUCAAAGCUUCUCUUCUGUCGUCAUUUCCUUCUAUCUUUCCUUUCCCUAAAAAGCUUGUUCAUAUUCCACUUAUAUUAGUCAAUCAAGACUUUUCUUCAACGUCCAUAAAUUCUUGAUUCUCGAGAAAUUUUGCUCUGAUCGCUGAUCAAAACCGUUCUUUGGUUGUUGAUACGUACAGUAAUACUGCCUGUUUAGGAAAUCUCUUCAGAGGAAAGAUGGUUUCGUUGCAAGGACCGGUGAUUUGCCCGGCCGUUCGGAGCAAGCAAGUUGGGGUUUGCACGCUGCCGGUGAAUGGGCCUUUCCCAAGGGCAAGAUUGCAUAGAAGUGAUAUAUGGGGAUAUCGAGGGGUAACUGAUGGAAAGAGUAAGGCGCGUGCUAUUUCUCGUCAACUCAAAUUACGGAAGUGCAAGACCACGGUGCAGUGUAGUUUCGGUUCAUCUUCAGAUGGGAAUGGAAGCAUGGCCGAGAAUUUCAAUGAAAACGACGAGGAUUAUGUUAAUUCCAGUGUGGUUGAAGCUGUUGAGGUGAGGAGUGUAGCUGAUGGAUAUAUGAUCAAAAUGAGGGAUGGUAGGCGUUUAAAGUGCGUCCAGAACAAUCCUCAAGGUGGGCAUCUACCGGAUUAUGUACCGCAUCCUGCCAUCGUUCUGAAGAUGGAAGAUGGGACUGGUCUUCUUCUCCCAAUCGUUGUUUUGGAGCUGCAAAGUGUAUUGCUUAUGGCAGCAAUGCGCAAUGUCCAAAUUGCUAGACCUAUUAUGUAUCAAGUAGUGAAGGACAUGAUUGACAAGAUGGGCUACACGGUAAAGCUUGUCAGAGUUACUAAAAGAGUGCAUGAUGCCUAUUCUGCUCAGUUGUACCUCACAAAGGUGGGUGAUGAAACAGAAUCUGUCAGUUUUGACCUUUGGCCUUCUGAUGCCAUCAACAUUGCUGUGAGGUGCAAGGUACCUAUACAAGUGAACAAGUACUUGGCAUACAGUGAUGGGAUUCGAGUGAUUGAAUCAGGGAAGCUUUCAAUGCAGUCCCCAGCUUCAGAUGGCUUAUUAUUCACUGAACUAGACCGACCAAGUGGUCAGCGUUGUCUAGAUACGGAGGAGUUCAAUAUUGUCUGCAACUUAUAUGAGGCUAUUAAUCAGGAACGCUACAAGGAUGCUGCUGACUUGAGGGACAAACUUGGUGAGUUUCGGGCUCAAAGGAACUUGAGGAAAUACACAUGACAGGAAUUAAUGUUGGAAGCUGAUCAGAAACUGGGUAGUGGCAUUGUAAAGCAGUUGUCUCAUCUUGUACCAAAUAUGUAUAUAACAAUUUCUGUGAAUAUAAUUGUACAGAUACAGUUAAAAUUGGUGAUGUAAUAUUUAAGCCUCUGAUAUA